This is a messenger RNA of Meleagris gallopavo (turkey), 3125 nucleotides long. NCBI's taxonomy places the organism in Eukaryota, Metazoa, Chordata, Aves, Galliformes, Phasianidae. The record is from RefSeq and is a predicted model, not a curated record.
GAUCCUUUCCAACCCAACCCAUUCUAUGAUUCUGUGAACAUAGGCCAACACACACACAAAAUGCCACAUGAAGCACACUGACAUACCGCACUCCCACUCUCCUUGCCUUCACUGCCUGUGACAUGGAAAUCAGCCCUAAGUUGUGUCAGCAGGUCCCUGAGGGCCACUGUGCCCAGUCUGGAUAUCUUGGUUUCCAAAGGCAGCUUGGAAUACACUCAGUUUGCUGUCCCUUGUGUUAGCUUGGAGUGUGUCAUUGUGGUUUCUCACAGGGAGUGGGCUAUCGGAGUGGAGGUUUACUUUCUUCUCCACCUGAGAGCAUCCACGUGAGACUUCUGCACUGUAAGACUAUCUUUAAAAUACAGUCUGAGGUGCAAAAAAUCAAAGUACUCUGAUUAUGGUUGGUUCUUGAGAUGUUUUUCAUUUUGAAGCUGGAAGCCUGACUAUUCUGAGGGAGAAAGAGGAAGAUCCACUGAGGAAAUCCUUGCCUUUGAUGUAAAAACAUAAUUUUUGUAUAAUGUCAUCUCUGUGAGAAAGCUAAAAAUUAGUGGCAUCUCCCAAAAACCAUACUAAUAAUCUUUGCUGUGUCCAUAGGUCUGUAAUUCCAGAGCUCUGCUACCAAAACUAAUGAUGCUGUGGUAGAACCGUAAAUGGGAGCAGCUUUCUUUGUCUGUGCCCUCAAGUCAGAGGGAGAUGAAAGGCCACAUUAUCUAGUUUUUAGCUUUGUGGCUCGUUGUUUCUCUCUUGGUAUAUUUGUAGCACUGUCCCGGAUGGAUAGCUUCUUUGUUACCAUGUUUCCUGCUGGCUUUGUAGGUUCCCGGUGGCGAAGAACAAGUUCUUGAUGGUGCAGCAGCAGCUGGACCUCCCCAAAGCCUUACCAGUACAUGGUUCUGAAGCCACAGAAACAUCACUUAUGUCCUGUUGUUUUCCUUUCAGGAAUCGUCACCCAUCACUAUGAGAAGCAGCAUGCUGUGAACUUGCUUCUAGCUUUCUGCCUCAUCAGCUGUCCCCAAACAGCUGUGCUCUGAGCUUGCCUUUGGGGAUAUGGCCUUCAGCAGCUGGAAGCAGCUGCUGCUGUUGGGCAAGGCCUGCAGGAGGGGAGGCCCCGCUCUGCGCUGGAAGCGCUGCUGCCACUGGAGUGCUGGCAAGUCGCUGGACCCUGAGGUGAGAGCAUUUUUGGAAGAGAACACGGAGGUGACCAGCAGUGGGCACCUGACACCAGAGAUCCGGCUGCGCCUCCUCACCCCUCGCUGCAGGUUCUGGAGGGAAAAGCCUGACCUGUGGCCAUAUGGGGAUCCGUUCUGGGCAAUUUACUGGCCAGGAGGCCAAGCCCUGUCCAGGUACAUUUUGGACAAUCCAUGUGUUGUCAAAGGGCGAUCUGUUUUGGAUCUUGGAAGUGGAUGCGGAGCAACAGCAAUAGCUGCUGUGAUGAGUGGUGCAUCUCAAGUCCUUGCUAACGACAUUGACCCCAUUGCAGGAAUGGCAAUGAGUUUGAACUGUGAACUGAACCACGUUACUCCCUUUCCCAUCACCAUUAAGAAUAUCAUUAACUCAGAAGCUGGCAAGUGGGACCUCAUUGUUCUAGGAGAUAUGUUUUACGAUGAACAACUUGCUGAUGAUCUUCAUCACUGGCUGAGGAAAUGCAUCAGGAUACAUGAAACCGAAGUGCUGAUCGGUGACCCUGGCAGGCAUCAGUUUUUAAGCCACAGCAUUCACAAUCAGUUGCGUAAAGUUAUAGAAUAUUCACUUCCUGAGUAUACUAGACAAGAAAACAAUGGAUUAACAUCAAGUAUUGUCUGGAGUUAUCAGCCCUCAAAUAGCUUAGAAAGCUGUUAAAAGUGGCUCUCUAAUGAACUUUGUCUCCCGUGGCUGUUUUCUGAGUAUAUAAAAUGAAAAUGGGAAUUGAACAUGGAACACAUCUGUUGAUACAAAGUAGGAUGUUCCUUCACCAUACUUAUUUCAGUCAUGUUCAUUGAGGCUUUGGCUCUGUUCCAGGUAAAACUACACGCAAACUUUAUUCAGCAAGGCAUGCUGAAGUGCAAAUCCAAAGAUAAUUACACUUUGGAGUUUGCAUGCUUGAUGUUUUAAUCUGUGUUAAUCUCACUCUUUGACACCAUUGUGAAACAUUUUAGAUAUCCAGUAUACCCCGUGGAGAGAGAGGAGGGUGGCUGAGAGAUUACUGUGCUGCUUUCACACAGUUCUGCAGCUUAUUUACAGAAAGAUGUGAAGAUGAAAAAUGUAAAGAUGUAGAUUAUUAUGUUAUAUUUACUUCCAAGUGCCUUACUUUUUUUGUUGUUGUUGUUGUUGUUAAUUUCUUCUGAAUGUCCAAGUGACUAAUUUGAGGCUCCCCCUUCCCUCUAAAAUAAAAAAAAUAAAUGCUGCUUACCUUGAAGCUGUCAAGAAUGAUUAUUUAGGAAGUUGCAACUGAAUCUAAAACAUACUGCUUGUGCUGUAGCCAAAGUGUUUAAUGACUAGACAGUCAUAGAAUAACAAUCCUUUAAAGAGAACAUUUGAGCACAUCUAUGUUCUCUAACACUGCAAGCAUAAAAAAAAGAUAGUUGACUGUGAUGGGAAACAGAAUCACAGACAGGCUGAGGCAGGAAGGGGUCUCUGGAAGUCAUCGGGUCAAACCUCCUGCUCAUUAGGGACACCCAGAGCAGUAUGCUCAGAGGACUGUCCAGGCAGCUUCUAGAGAUCUCCAGGGAGGAGAUUCUACAACCUCUCUGGCAGCCUUGUGCCAGCACUCUGUUACCUGUACAGUAAAGAAGUGUGUCCUGAUGUUCAGAUGUAACUUCAAAGCAAACAACGAUCAUGUUUUGCAGCUAACUACAAAAUAAGCAGCGGUAGGGAGCUAAACACCAAAGAAGGGAAGACGAUGCACCCACAACUAUCCAAACCCCCACAUGAUGUGGUAGAAGCUUAUAACUAUGAAAAAGUGCGUGGCACUCAGAAAGAGAGACUGCUUACAAAGUAGGAAAUGAACACUCAUACAAAUAUGACAUUCGUACAUCAUAAAAUGUAUCUUAACACGUUUUCAGAAAUAUCCGAACAGAAGACUUACUGGCUUUAAUAUUCAAAGCAAUAUACAAAUAUUUAGCAGUGCUCACCCAAGAAUCUACAACAGUAAC